Panicum virgatum (switchgrass) is the source of this 1134-nucleotide messenger RNA. RefSeq names its product protein FAR1-RELATED SEQUENCE 5-like. The coding region runs from base 1 to 1134 and encodes 377 amino acids. The transcript is spliced from 3 exons. NCBI's taxonomy places the organism in Eukaryota, Viridiplantae, Streptophyta, Magnoliopsida, Poales, Poaceae. The record is from RefSeq and is a predicted model, not a curated record. Gene Ontology annotation, biological process: regulation of DNA-templated transcription.
AUGCAGCCUACUGAGCCAGCACUUUCGUUCGAUUCUAGUGCACCUGAAGGAGCUUCAAUGGUUGUCGUCAACGGCACGUCCGCCGCAGUAAAACCUGCAUCAGCAAGUGCUCCUGCACCAAUGGCGCUCUCUCAGGAGACCAUGGAGGUCUCGCCGUCGGCUCCGCAGGCGUCGCAGAUGAUGCAUGGUGAUGUUGCGUCCCCCUACCUUGCAGAUGAUCCCCUAUUGCCUGCCGAAGUUGUCCCAAAUGAAGAUCUUCGUUUCGAGAGCAGCGCUGAAGCUUACAAGUUCUACUGCUACUAUGCGGGCAAAGCGGGGUUUGAUGUACGGAAGACAAGGACUAAUAGAAAGACUGUUGCAGAGUUUUCAUGCAAUAAACAGGGCCACUGGGAAUUCUAUAAGCCUGAUGAAGAGAGGACACGUGAGAAGAUGUCAAUGAGGUGUGAAUGCAAGGCAUUUGUGAAGGCUAAGAAGAACACUAAAAAGGGAUAUUGGUUCUUUGAGAGGAUCAGGUUGGAGCACUCCCACCCAUUGCAUCCAUCACCGCGACUAACACAGUUCAUGAAUGCACAUAAGAACAAGGAUCCGGUGAUCAUGGGAAUUGUUGACAAGAUGCAACAUGCUGAUGCAUCCCACAAUACCACAGUCAAUUAUUUAUCAGAUAUGUAUGGUGGUGUCCAGAACUUCACAUUCACUGAGAUGGACCUGAAAAACAGGAGGGCUGCAUCUGCAAGGUCGGAGAGGGAGAAUGACAUACCAAAGCUGAUGGAAUUCUUCAAGGAGAUGAAGGCCCAAAAUCCAUACUUCUACGAGGAGGUGCAAGUGGAUGAAAAUAAUGUGAUAAAAAAUGUAUUUUGGAGUCAUGCAAGCCAGCGGGCGGAAUACAAGGAUUUUGGUGACGUGGUUACGUUUGACACCACUUAUCGCACAAAUAUGUAUAGCAUGCCUCUAGCUAUGUUUGUCGGCUCAAACCAUCAACUUCAGAAUGUAGUGUUUGGCCAAGCACUUCUGCACGACGAGAAAGCUGACACAUUCGAGUGGCUGUUUAAAGCAUUCAAGAACUGCAUGUCAGGGAGUGAGGACCCACAAUGCAUACUUACUGGUGAGAACAAUAAAACAAUGGUUUUGUCGUAA